AUCAUACUGCAGCAGGCAAACAAUUAUUCCCCCUGUCCCUUGAGAUCGGAUCUGCUUCCCGUACUGAAUUAUAUUAGCCGACAUGCAAUAUGACCGCUCAGCACGAUCUGCAGAACCCGAUCUAGAAGUCUCCUUGCAUGUAGAAUUGCCCGAAUAAGCCACUGAACCACACUAGCAUAUUAUAAUAUGCAGCGAUCUGAAUGAUCAACACCAGACUUCAUUACGGUGAGGGUUGAUGGCAAUAUACUAGUUGCCUUGUUCUAUGAUCCGUUGCUAUAUAAAUGGGAUCAUACUUCCAGCUUCUGAUCAUUGUUCUCUACACUCUACACUCAGAUUACCUUCCACUCCAACACAUAACCACCAAAAGCCAACCAAUCAAUACCUCUGACCACCAUGAAGUUCUCUGUUCUUUUCACAGCCCUCUUUGCAGCCCUCGUCACAGCUCAACACGCGGAAGGCGAUGGCAAAGUGUCUGCACAUGGAAAGCGCCAGAUACAUCCUGAAGCGUGCCCCACCACUGACGCUCGCGAUUGCUGUGCCUCUUGCUGGAGUGCUUCUCAGUACCAUCAUAUUGACAUCCGGGAGUGCUGCGGCAAGUGUGGCUGCUAAGGGAUCACUCGAGACGAUUUGCUUGGGGGACUGGCAACCAAUCAUUUCAUAAAAUACGCUAUCCUGUCCUCUGAGAUUUAGCAGUGAUCUAUCCAACCACCUACCUGUUUCAUCAUGUCUUGGCUUAGGUUUUCCCUACUGGUGAAGGUUUCCCUAUGCUGUUAUGCGAAUGCAAAGGCUUGAUCAAUAUUGAAUCCAU
Messenger RNA from Aspergillus eucalypticola CBS 122712, 808 nucleotides. RefSeq lists its product as uncharacterized. The coding region runs from base 394 to 609 and encodes 71 amino acids. Lineage: Eukaryota; Fungi; Ascomycota; Eurotiomycetes; Eurotiales; Aspergillaceae. The transcript has 2 exons. The record is from RefSeq and is a predicted model, not a curated record.